Lingula anatina is the source of this 3563-nucleotide messenger RNA. RefSeq lists its product as uncharacterized. NCBI's taxonomy places the organism in Eukaryota, Metazoa, Brachiopoda, Lingulata, Lingulida, Lingulidae. The record is from RefSeq and is a predicted model, not a curated record.
AUAGCAGCAAUAGAAAGUUAACAAUCGUGUACAGUAACCAUGCAUCAGUUUAUUGACUAUGCAGUUGAAAUAUUUUAUGACGUAUCGAAACCAGACCGCCUUCUCUAAAACUUUCUUGUUUCAAAAACAAAAACAGGCUCCAAUAUUAACAUUUUUUAAUAGACUUAGUUCUCGACUGACCAGACUAAACAGCAGUGAACAACAAGCCUACUGAGUAGGCUGACAAGAGUACCGAAGAGUUCUUAUACGCAUUACAAUACAAAUAUGGCACCUUAUACAGCUUAUAGUUUGAUAUGUUUAGGUUUUCUGCUUUUAGUUUUUUGUUUCGACGUUAAAGCUGAAACUUCUGAAGAUUGCAAAGGAAGGGAAAAACUUUGUUCCAGAGGGAUGGCAGGGGAGGGUUUUUGCUAUAAUGAGGAUGAGAGUGACUGCUGUGGAGGUCGGGUAUUUGCAAAGACAGCUGGCAGCGGGUGCUGUGUCAAUGUGUGGAAUAUGACAGCAAGGGUGUACAGUCAUGAGAGACAGUUUUGCUGCAACGGCACAGUGUACAGCAGUGGCUCAUUAGAUUGUUGUGCAGAUGUGGUAUUCAACACUUCCACACAAGUUUGCUGUCAAGGGAAAAUCCAAAAAUUCACAAAGGGGGCCAUGUGUUGUGGAACAGAACUCAAGAUGGAGGGGCAAGUCUGCUGUUCCCCUCAACACCAGCCCAGAUAUGCCAAAGUUUACAAUAUGCCAAAGGAAAACUUCAUAUGCUGCGGCAAUGGUUACAUCAACAGAACUGAAUAUUACUGUGAUUUUGCAACUUACCAACCCAUGAAGAUAUGUUCUAAUAAUAGUGUACAUAAAUGCUGUGGAAAUGAAGCAUAUGACCCUAGGAAAGCAACUUGCUGUAACAAAAAGGUUUUUCAUGGCAAAUCAGAACACUGGGAAACUGGAGACGGGUAUGUGAUAAAUCACAUUUGCUGCGGAGGGGUACCCCAAAGUGUAAAUGAAGAGAUUUGCUGUGAGUUGAGAGUUCAUAACCGCACAGCUACCAGCCAGUGCUGUGGAACAGAAUCCAUAGACACAGAUGAAAAGGUAUGCUGCAAUGGGCGCCCAUUCAAAAAGCAUUCAAAGUAUAAAACCAAGUGCUGCUCAGACCGAGGCUAUUAUGAGGACGGUGAACACCUGUGCUGUGGGGAGCACGAGGCUCGGCGGAGUGUACUGUACAAUGUCAGUACUUCUGAUAACACUGCCAAAUGUUGUAACACUGCAUUGUUCAACAGCACAGAGAGUAUCUGCUGUGGUGGGGAGGUAAUGAAGAAAAUGAAGAAAGAAGAUGACAGCUGCUGCCAAGUACAUACAAGAUACCAGACAUAUAAUUCUAAGUAUUAUCUUUGUGAAAAACAAGGACUUGUAGCUAAGGCCUCUCAUAGACAACAGUGUGGACGUGGCAGAACUAUUGACACCAGAGGGCAGCUAUGUUGCCGUGGAAUGAUCCACCCCAAACCAAGCUCUGCCAUCAAGUGCUGCGGUACUAAAACCUUCAACUCUUCGAAUCCACAGCUCCUGUGUCAGUUUGGCUCUCUUGUGAAGAGACCACCACGACAACUACAACAGGGGCAACCUAAUUACCGACAGAGGUGUGGCCGGCACAUGUUUGACACCAGGAGGGAGCUGUGUUGUCGCGGAGUGAAAUAUGCGAAAAAGAGCGACGCCAUGAAAUGCUGUGGUACUAGACUGUACAACUCUUCUGAUCCAGAACUAACAUGCCAAUUUGGUAUCAGACUUCAACAAAUGCCAAAAAUGCUGCCGAUGACCACCACUACAACAACCACGACUCCACGUCCCGAGCCCUGCCCACCCUAUAUUGAAAAUAAAUUUAAUUCCAUUUUGAUAUCGUCUGGAAGUCAAGUGGUGAAAGGCAGAGUUAACUGUACUGAGAACAGUUGUUUUGUCAAAGGAAAAACAAUAAUAAGGGGAAGGAAAAAGUGGAGGAGCAAAAGAAAAAAAAGACAUGCAUUUCGACUGCCAGGUUCUUGCAAAGAAAUAUUACUAAAAAAACCAGGAAAAACAAGGUCAGGGAGAUUGGUCUUCUUGUUUAAAGAGAGUGAUGUACUCAGGAAGCCUUACCUUAUAGUGAAAUGGUCCAAGUUUAGAAUAAAUAGUUAAUAUAAAACUACUGUAGCUCAGAUUCUUAUAAAAUAAUAUAUAUAUAUAUAUAUAUAUAUAAAAGUUAUAGUUUCAGUAGCUCUGCAACCGUCUACUGAAAAAUCAUUAGAAUCAUUAGAAUUUUAUCAAUAAUUUAUCGUAAAAAAUUCAAGAAGCCGUACUGUACAUGUAGAUCAUAGUUUUAUUUGUUUUUAUUACAAUUGGAAUUUUGUUUAGUUAUUAAAAUAUCAUGCUGGUACGUGAACAUAUCACAAAUGCAUGCAUCACUGCCAUCAGAAGGUACUAUUUUUAUUUAUUUUAUGGAUGUACAAGAUUGCAUAGUCAUUUAAUGUAUAUAUUGUUGCAUUUCCUCUUUGUAUACUAUUUGUCUCUGUUCAGAAAUGGAUUAUAAACAGUUAAAUACUGGCAAAUCAGUUUUAAAAAAUUGAGAUCAUGUGCCAUAAAAACAACAUGUGCCAUAUAAACAAACUGUAUUAAAAAUUGAUGAACUAAAUCGAGAUGUACAGGUCUUGGAUAUAAAGGAUAUGUUUUCACAUAUUUUCUUACCUGGCUGGAGGUGCAAUGAACUCCUGCUGUCACCUUGUUUAAAGUUCAUGAAGUAAAUUAAUUGUUAAGUGUACAUACACUGUAGUUAUGGUAUGCAUAUUUAUUACCACAUUUAUUACCAAUCUAUUCCAAUGUGAAUGUUUCAUUGUUUUGUGCUAAGAUGUAAUAGGUUCUUGGUUGUGUAUUUUUUUAAUGCUCAGUGUACAGUGUAUUGCUAUUUAUUUUCAUUAUUGGUGCUUACUGCCACUUGUCAUGGGUAUAAUUUAAAAUCAAAUGGUGCACCUGUCUCCGCCCACUUCCCCUCAUGCACUCAGAAACUCAUCAGCCCAAAAAGUUGAUAAGCUGAUCACUCUGGCAAUAUGCUCAAAAUUUAUUUACUUCAAAAAAUUCCCAAUUCAAAAAAUCCCCCAAACUCCGCAAAAUUUAAAAAAAAUUUCCAAAGUGGGGUGGUGGAUCCUCAGGUUCUUGAUCUGCUGGUGGAAUUCAAAAUAUAUAUAGUGUAUUUAUGCUGAAAAAAGAAAUAAAUAAAAAGCCAGUGAUGAAUGCAAAGUUUGUAGAUAUUUAUAAAUUAUCUUAAAAUAAUUUCAUCUGAUUUGUUUAUACGUAUCACAGCUAAUGUGCUAAAUAAAGGCUUUUUAAAAUCCACUCAUUUUUGUUGUAAACGCCGAAUUAUAAGAUUAAUAAUGAGCAAUGGGCUUUUGCGGUUUAAAACCAUCGUUCUCAACAUGCACAUAUUUUGUGUUUGAAUAACAACAGAAUGAAUGAGGAAAUCUAUAAAAAUCAAAUGGGUAUUUGGGGGUGGAUUUGUAGUUGAAUGUAAAACAUGAAACAUCAUAGCCUGUUAACACUUCCCCUUCCCUGUUAAC